AUCUUACGCACUUUCUAUAAUUGUUAUAGUGUUAUGGGAAACAAGAAAGAGAAAACUUUAAGGUCAAGCAUCUCAAUGAGAGAUAUUAUCUAUGAACAAGAAGAGCAAAUUGGAUUAGGUCCUCGUCAAUCCCGAUUAAUAUCAACGAUGAAGAAAAGUAGAGGAUUGAAAGGUGGUUCUAUGGUUAAUAUCAUUGGUGAGCUAGAGGAUACUGCAUCAAGCCCUUCUCAAACACCUUUAGUACCAUAUGCUAAUGAUGAUAGACCAGUUUUAGCAUCACCCCAAACUAAUGAUGAUGAUAGACCAGCAACCAAAAGAAAAAGGGGUCCGACAAAGUGCCUUAAAACUCAUGGUUUAAGCUAUGAGGAUCGGCUGCCAAUAAGAUUAAAUAAGUAUGGUCAACCAAUUGGUUGCAAUCGAGCCAAGUUAAGCAGUCAUUUAGGAACUUUGGUUAGAAAUGCACAUCUUGCUCCAUUGACAUACACAAGUUGGCAUGGACUUAAAGAUAAUUGGGAAGAUUUGUGGGAAGCUACCAUUGGAAAGUUUGACAUUGGAGAAAGAGCUAAAGGGUGGGUUUUCAAAACCUUAGAUUCAUCUUGGAGGACAUAUAAAAGUCGGUUAAAAAAUCAAUAUUUUAAAAAAAAUAUGCCACUAGUUUACAAUAUAAAGAAUUGUCCUCGUACUGUUCCACUUGAACAUUGGAAGAUUCUUGUUCAAUUUUGGAGCCUAGAUAUGAUUAAGGAACAAAGCAAGAAGAAUAAAGCUAGUAGAGCAAAGAAUACAAGUCAGCAUACAACAGGAUAAAAAAUAUUUGCUGAAAUACGUGAAGAGGAGGCAAUGAAAAAUCCUGAUAGAAGAGAACCAUCUCGGGUGAACAUGUUCUUUUUAACACACAAGUCAAGAGAUGGAAAACCAAUGAGUGAGGGAACAAGCAAAAUUUUUUCUGAGCUUGAGGAUGCCAUAGUUUCACAUCCUGAAAAAUUAGAAAGCACAAAUCAAGAUGAUAUACUUUCCCAAGUAUUAGGAAAAGAUCAACCCGGUCGUGUCCGUACUUAUGGUAGAGGUGUUGUAGCUUCAGAUUUGUGGGGAUCUAGAUCUCAAGUUGAGACGGAGAGGUUAAUUAAAGAAGUUAAAGAGAAUGCUCAAACAGAAAUUCAGAAUAUACAACAAAAGAUGCAAGAGGAGAUGGAAAUAAAACUUCAAGAAAGAGUGGAGGACAUGAAGUCACAGAUGUUGUGUGGAUUUAAUGUAUUUUUGAAUCAACUACAGAAAAAUCUCCCAGGAGUAGAAAUUCCAAAUCUCUUUUUUCUGUCAACUACUUUAAAUACGAAGGAAGUAGAAGCUACUGCAACAGCAAAUCAUGAAGUUUUUACUGCUGAAAAAGAGGUUCUAAGUAAAUCAUCUACUAUAACAGAAGAUGUUUUUAAAUCUCAUACUAAGUCAUUAUCUCAAACAAGGGAGAAGAAUGUGAUUCUUUCACCUAAAAAGAAGCAGGCUUUUUGUUCUUCUCUUACUCAAGAAGUUCUUGACUUGAAAUUGGAGAAAAUGAAGCAUGACCAGCAUAAGAAAAGAUCAAAAAAGAAGAAAGUGGUGUGCUUGUAAUAUUGAGAUGAAUUUGUGAUUUUUGUGAAUUUAAUGAAAGAGAUAAACUUGUACAAUGAUUAUUGAUUAAAGAGGCUAUAAAAAUUUCAUUUUGUGAAUUUGUA
Arachis duranensis is the source of this 1706-nucleotide messenger RNA. RefSeq lists its product as uncharacterized. The transcript has 9 exons. NCBI's taxonomy places the organism in Eukaryota, Viridiplantae, Streptophyta, Magnoliopsida, Fabales, Fabaceae. Bases 838 to 1602 code for a protein of 254 amino acids. The record is from RefSeq and is a predicted model, not a curated record.